AUGGCGCAGGCGGUGGCAUCGAUGGCCGGCUUACGCGGCUCCUCGCAGGGAGUGCUCGAAGGGAGCCUCCAGAUAGGAGGACCCGCCAGGCUCGGCGGCGGCCGGGUGGCGGCGCCGCGGCAGGUUUUGCCGGUGGUGAGGGCGUCGGCGGAGGCGGAGACGAGCGCGGCGGCGGCGCAGACCGGCCGGCGGGCGGCGAUGGGGCUGGUGGCGGCGGGACUCGCUGGGGGAUCCUUCGUGAAGGCCGUGCUGGCGGAAGCUAGGGCGAUCAAGAUCGGUCCUCCUCCACCGCCCUCCGGCGGACUGCGUGAGUCUCCCUCCCUUCCUAGCUUCGUCAAACUCUCUCGAGAUUUUCCACAGAGUUCAUUCAAUCAAUCCGACGAAUCAUUCUCCGGUUUUCCUCGGCUGAGUUCGGCUCGGCGGAGAUUCCGGAGUCUCAGGGGAUGAUGAUUAAUGCCGACGGCCGAGUUCCUGGAGGUUGAUCAUCGGCAAUCAUCUGGAUCUGAACUUCUCCAUUCAGGAAUCAUCGAUUUCAUCGAUCUGGAUAACUCAUCUGAAUAUCUCUGAAGAAGAUCUGUUUGAAUUCGUUUUCUUGGGACGAUCUCUCUUGAAAAAAGCGACGAUUCAUCUGCGCGAUUUGAACUGACCUCGUCGGCUCUCCAUCCUCCUCCUCUUCUGCUUCUUAUUCUGCUAACAGCCGGAACUAAGAACUCCGACGAGGCCAGAGAUUUCGAGCUGCCGCUGAAGAACCGCUUCUACCUCCAGCCGCUUCCCCCCGCGGAAGCGGCUCUGAGAGCCAAGGAGUCCGCCAAGGAGAUUCUCAACGUGAAGGUGCUCAUCGAUAAGAAGGCCUGGCCGUACGUCCAGAACGACCUCCGCCUCAGGGCCGGCUACCUCCGCUACGAUCUGAACACCGUCAUCGCCGCCAAGUCCAAGGAGGAGAAGAAGGCCCUCUCCGCGCUCACCGACGCCCUCUUCUCCAAGAUCGAUGACGUAAGUACAAGUCCAUCUCCCUCCAGUUCAGGAUCGAAUACCGCAAGUGCCUCGCCAUGACACAUUUCCUCUCUCGAUCUCUCCUUCUCUUCCUCUUCCUGUUCUUCCUGGAUCUGCCAACAGCUGGAUCAUGCCGCCAAGGUCAAGAGCUCCCAGCAGGCGGAGAAGUACUACGCGGAGACCAAGUCCGCCCUCGACGACGUCCUCUCCAAGCUAGGGUAG
This is a messenger RNA of Spirodela intermedia, 1215 nucleotides long. The record is from the annotation of a GenBank genome assembly. NCBI's taxonomy places the organism in Eukaryota, Viridiplantae, Streptophyta, Magnoliopsida, Alismatales, Araceae.